AUGACCCGAGUUUGGGCACGGGAGCUAGCAGAGUAUGCGACCGUGAAUGCCAUCAACCCGGGCCCAGUCAUGGCCGACAUGUAUAUGUCCGCACCAGACGAGGUAAAGCAAGGCCUCGCAUUAUGGAACCCUCUGAUACCAUUGGUGGCUGUUCGUGACCACGACAGCGAGGAAGCGAAGGAGCUGGGUAAAACAUUCGGGCGUCUUCCCAGAAUACCCCGUUGUAACGUCAGGUUGGGCACCGCAGGGGCCCUUAACGGAGAGCCCACCUGGGUAUAA
Messenger RNA from Penicillium manginii, 279 nucleotides. RefSeq lists its product as uncharacterized. The coding region runs from base 1 to 279 and encodes 92 amino acids. The transcript has 2 exons. The record is from RefSeq and is a predicted model, not a curated record. Lineage: Eukaryota; Fungi; Ascomycota; Eurotiomycetes; Eurotiales; Aspergillaceae.